CCCUUCCCCAACCGCUGCGGUGCCCGGCAGCUGCUCGUCCCCCGGCCCCGGCCCCGGCCCAUCACCCGCCGCCGCCGCCGCCGCCAUGAACACGGCGCUGUCGCGCGCCAACUCGCUGUUCGCCUUCUCGCUGAGUGUGAUGGCGGCGCUGACCCUCGGCUGCUUCCUCUCCACCGCCUUCAAGCAGCGCAGCGUCCCCGUCCGCAUCCACGUCUCCAAAGUCGUGCUGAAAAAUGUGGAAGAUUUCACGGGACCCCGAGAAAGAAGUGACUUGGGAUUGAUCACGUUUGAUCUGUCUGCAGAUCUGAAGCCGAUCUUUGACUGGAAUGUCAAGCAGCUGUUCCUUUAUUUAUCAGCAGAGUACAAAACAAGAAAUAACGCAUUGAACCAGGUUGUUCUCUGGGACAAGAUUGUACUUCGUGGCGACCACACCAAGCUGGAAAUGAAAGAUGUGAAGUCAAAGUAUUUCUUCUUUGAUGAUGGAAACGGCCUGAGGGGUAAUGAGAACAUCACCCUGUCGCUGUCGUGGAACGUGGUCCCCAACGCCGGCAUCCUGCCUCUCAUCAUGGGCUCAGGACACUACUCCGCAGCAUUCCCACAAUCCUACGAGAUGACCAAAAGCUACUGAACUCUUGACUCUUGCCUUUGUGAUAUUCCCUUUUACUGUCAUUGUAAUUUGAAGCUGAUAACUCAGAAGGUAUUUUUAUAUCCAAGUAUCAUGUCUGCGUGGCUGGGGGGAAACAAUCUGAACAUUGCCCCGAUUGAAAUUAAAAAUGGGUGACUGUUUUUGUAUUUUUUUCUAAUGGGCGCACAGGAAAUGUUGCUUUGUAAUUGUCUCUUUGAGUUUGUAUUUGAACCCGUUCUAUGAUGUGUUGGAUUAUUUGGGCUGAGCAGAGAAACCGUUCUCUCCACAUGCGAUGUGAGACAUGUGAAGAUGUUGCCUGAUCCCCGGGAAAUCUCCCCCCCUUGUCCAUAAGGUGUUGUCUUGCUGUCCCCUUACACUGGCAAUGUACGGAUUGUACUAUGACUGCCAUAUCUUUAGUCUUUUUAAAAUCAUUUAUUUCUACAUUACUACAUUGCCUGCAACAGCAGUCUGAUGGUACUGUGAGGACAAACCAUGUGUGAACUACCCUGCUGUGUCUGCCCUGAAUCUAAAGGUCACUUCACUCUCUUUGUAUCAUUGAAGAAAAUGAUGGUCUCCUUAUUAAUUAUGCUACUAAUUCCCCCUCCAACUGCUAAAGCCUUAGUCAUGACAUUUAUUAUGCUCAUUGCAAGAUUUUAUUUACUAUGCAAAAGAAUCCCAUCCUAUUCCUCUAAUGUCAGCAAGCUUGUUCCAUUGAUUAUUUUUGUUCUGGCUUUAUUAUUUGCUGUACCUUUAAAACACCACACACAGUGAAUUGAAGCAUGAGUAUUUAUACCAAGUGUUUUGGAGAUGUCCUCUGGUGGAGACCAAGCCUUGCUUGUACCUUGCAGCACAUUUGCUUUUAUAAUUACUGUGAAUGGUAACAUCAAAUACAGCAAUGUGCAUAUUCUGUGGAACAGAAUACAUGGAA
Amblyraja radiata (thorny skate) is the source of this 1553-nucleotide messenger RNA. RefSeq names its product signal peptidase complex subunit 3 (gene spcs3). Gene Ontology annotation, cellular component: membrane; signal peptidase complex. The record is from RefSeq and is a predicted model, not a curated record. Gene Ontology annotation, biological process: protein targeting to ER. The transcript is spliced from 6 exons. NCBI's taxonomy places the organism in Eukaryota, Metazoa, Chordata, Chondrichthyes, Rajiformes, Rajidae. Bases 86 to 628 code for a protein of 180 amino acids.